Messenger RNA from Melampsora larici-populina 98AG31, 417 nucleotides. RefSeq lists its product as uncharacterized. The transcript is spliced from 5 exons. The coding region runs from base 1 to 417 and encodes 138 amino acids. NCBI's taxonomy places the organism in Eukaryota, Fungi, Basidiomycota, Pucciniomycetes, Pucciniales, Melampsoraceae. The record is from RefSeq and is a predicted model, not a curated record.
AUGCGUAACGUCUACCCCAAGAUUUUCCUUUUACUCCUUUCCCUAUGGGUUGAUAAUCUGAAUGCAAUCCAAUCAUAUGUUCCGUGUGUUAAAGGAUUUAUACGUAACACAGACACAAAUGCAGUGUGCGCUGUGAGUUUUACACUUCCACCUUAUAGGUCACAGUAUGACUGCGUAUAUACAAGUUGCUCCUAUAAUCCCAAUGGUACCAAAUGGGUUCCGAUGCCAAAUUGUCAAUUGAUAGGAUCAAAAGACAAAGGUGUUAGUAAUCAAAAAUGUAUAAUGUAUGAUUAUAACGAAAAACUUGGAAACUUUGCUUGUACUAACGCCGCUGGAAAAUCUUAUGCUUGUCCUUAUACACCUCAAACUGUGCCAGCCAUGGUAUGCACGGACUGUAAUCUUUAUCACCAAAAAUGA